Punica granatum (pomegranate) is the source of this 1067-nucleotide messenger RNA. Lineage: Eukaryota; Viridiplantae; Streptophyta; Magnoliopsida; Myrtales; Lythraceae. The record is from RefSeq and is a predicted model, not a curated record.
UCACUGUAGAGAGAGCGGUAAGCGCUUUUUUGCCGCAAACGUCAUAUUCUCUCUCCUCGGCAAUGACCCGAGCGCUGCAACUCUACUCCGCCGUCGCUUGCCGCCCCCUUCCGCCGAGGCUCCUCGACGGCUCUUGCCGGACCAAAGUGGCGGCGGCUAUGAACUCCUCGUCCCCAAGCCAUGGCAGGGAGGUGAAACUCAAGGCAGCCGAAUCCGAGUCCAGUGCUCGUUUCGAUAGGGUGCAGCAGCUUUUAAGGAGUGACCCAGCUGGUGGUUGGGAGAAAUGCUGGGAGGAAGGAGUUACCCCGUGGGAUUUGGGGAAACCGACGCCUAUUAUCGAACACCUUCACCGGAUUGGAGCCCUCCCUAAGGGCAGGGCACUUGUCCCAGGCUGUGGUACGGGUUAUGAUGUGGUGGCAAUUGCUUGCCCUGAACGCCAUGUUAUUGGACUCGACAUAUCAGAUAUUGCCAUCAAGAUAGCAGUAGAGGUUUCCUCGUCGCUGCCAAAUGCAAAUUAUUUUACCUUCCUGAAGGAGGACUUCUUCACUUGGCAACCAAAUGAAUUAUUUGAUUUGAUUUUUGACUAUACGUUCUUUUGUGCCAUCUGUCCGGAAAUGAGAUUAGCAUGGGCACAGCGGAUAGCAGAGUUGUUAAAAACUGAUGGCGAGCUCAUCACUCUGAUGUUUCCUAUCAGUGAUCACGUUGGCGGACCACCUUAUAAAGUAUCCGUAUCAGAUUAUGAAGAGGUGCUGCAUCCCAUGGGUUUUAAGGCAAUAUCUAUUGUGGAUAAUGAACUUGCUAUUGGUCCUCGAAAGGGACGGGAGAAGCUCGGAAGGUGGAAGAGGCUCUCCACCCAAUCUGCAUUUUGACGAUGCAGACCAUAUAUCAGAAGCAAGUACCUAUGUUUCGAUUCCUUCGCAGCAGAGGAGGUCACCUAUUCAUUUGUAACCAUCGGAGCUUCUCUUCCAUGUUUCAUAAAUUUAUUCUGUAUGUGGCAUGUCUUGUCAGAUACUCUUGCUGUGAUCCGUCGAUUGCAAUGAUAAAUGAAACUAUUGCAUUGUCAUUUA